This is a messenger RNA of Podarcis lilfordi (Lilford's wall lizard), 43937 nucleotides long. The record is from the annotation of a GenBank genome assembly. NCBI's taxonomy places the organism in Eukaryota, Metazoa, Chordata, Lepidosauria, Squamata, Lacertidae.
GCACACCCCGAGGUGUCUCUGUUGACUCUCCGAAGGGCUGGCUCAGCUGUCCGGAUAGCGCCGUUGCUAAGAGCGGACUCCGCCUGGCUCCACAAAUACACAGGAGAUCCGAGGAGGCGGUCCCUCCGUCCUUCCCUCCCUCACCCCACCCCGAUCUCCCGUGGGCUUCCCCAGGUAGAGGAGGAGCGACGGAAGGCGAGGGGAUCGAGAGUGCAGCCGGGAUCCGGGCUCUCUCAGACAGACAUUCAUCGCCUGGACGGUGCGCAGCGCAGCGCCGGCGAGCCAGACUCCGCGAGCAAGGCGACUCUCGUCUCUUAUCGCAGGGCGAGGUGGGAAUUACCCCGGACUCUGCUGCUCUGGCGAUGACGGACGCGUUGUUGCCCUCGGGCUGCCGGGCGGCGGACCAGAGGGGAGACUGCUACUUUCGAAAGGUAAGCAUCGCGGCGAUCUGACCUGCGGGCAGGUGGGUGGGUGGCAGGCAGGCAGGCAGCGCGCACCCCACCCCUGGCCCUCCGUAGGCAAGGCGCAGCGCGAUUGAAUCUGCCUGCCACCCCGAUCUAUACUUCGUGCCCUGAAGAACCCUUCGCUCGGCCAGGAAUUUGGAAAAGGAGACGGUUAUGCUGUUGCCUGUAUGGUCAAAACUUUGAUUUGGCUUUUUGAAGGGUGUUUUUUUCUCUUAGUAAAAGCUAAGCAUAACAGGUGUGGUGGGGAGUCUCGGGGGGAUUUGAAUACAGUAGUUAUUUCAUUGUAUUGGGUGCAUGUAUUUGAUUAUCUGCCUAGAGCAAGUUGAUAAUAACAGUAGUUAGCUUAUGGAAACAGAAAUGACCGUGAGAGGACAAUUAGCAGGUGCUGGAAUUGUUGAAGACAUUGCUGCCUUCUAGAAUCUUUAGAGUUAUAAUCUUUAGAGUUGCUACCGUUUCCCCUAGCAGGGCUACCUUGUCCAUAAUAGUGUCUCAUAGCUGUCAACGUUUCCCUUUUUUUUAAAGGGAAAUUUCCUUAUUCCGAAUAGGAUUCCUCGUAAGAAAAGGGAAAAGUUGACAGCUAGGAGUGUCUGGACAUACAAAAAUUCAACAGGGACAGAUGUCCCCAGCAGGGAACUGUUAUGCUGGGAACAGCUGUUAGCUCUUAUCAGAGGAAAUACAGAGAGAAAAAGAGAGCACAGUCCUAUAUAUGUUUACUCAAAAAUAACUGCCACUGUGUUCAGUGAGGCUUUCUCACAAGUAAACAUAUAUAGGAUUGUAGCCACAAGUACAUAGGCAUAGCCAAGGGGAGACAGGGAAGGGCCUUGCCCCCCUAAAUAAAUAAAAUUCAAUAAAAAUACAUAGCAAACUGACGUUCUUCCCAACCGCCAACAAAAGGUCUGUCCCACCUAACAAAAAUCCUGGCUAUGCCCAUACACAAGUAACUGCUAACAUUUACCAAAUGAAAAAAUAAUUUGUUUGUAUCCAACCAAAUCCUGCCUUCUAUUUUUGUUAGCGCUUGUCUUUAUGUGGAAGUUAUUCACAUUGAACUCAAUAGUACCUACUCCCAGUUUUUAUUGGUUGGGAAGUUUUUAAUGUUUGGUGUUUUAUUAUGUUUUUAUAUGUGCUGGAAGCUGCCCAGAGUGGCUGGAAAACCUAGCCAGAUGGGUGGGGUAUAAAUAAAUAAAUUAUUAUUAUUAUUAUUGCAAUAAAAUUAACAAACUCCCAGUUUUUAAGUGUACAUAGGAUUGCAACUUUCAGCUUCAUAACGUAUUUUUUCUAAUGCCUAGAGAGCCCAUAGUUUUAUAUUUCAAAACUGUGAGAGAGAGACAAAUCUAUUGCCCUCAAAAUUUCAGAAGGUAGAAACUCAUUGUAGAGUAGGAUCUAUUCAAUCCUAUUAUAAAACAAGGAAGCUGUUAUUAUACCAUCCAAAUAGGUACAACUUGAUAGUUUGCUGCAGUGUUAGGUACUAAUUUGGUACAUUCCAGCACUAGGUACAUCUAAGUAAGAAAACAAGUAGUAAGCAACCUCUUUAAUAGAUUGGAUGGCAAUGUGUAUUCCUCCCAUUUUGGAGACUGCUGCAAUUAUCAGAAUCUGAUACAGAAGCGACCUCUGACCUUUGCUACUCUUGUACUUUUAGAUGGGAAUCACACCCUCUUAAAAAAAUGUAGCAUUGUCUCCGCCACUACCUCACUACCCCUUGCAGAAAAUAAACUUGGCAGGGAUUUCCAGAAGCCAGCUCAGCUUAAUUUUUUACUAAAGCGUGCGUGUCUGCAGUUUGCAGACCAAACCAAGUGGGUAGUUUAGUGAACUAAAGUAAAGUAAAGGUUUCUUUAGUGCAAGCAGUUGUUGUUUUUUUUUAAAAUAAGUAUUGCAGCCUACAUUUCUAGACUAGCCCUCAUGCAGUGGGAUCCACAAGCCGUUUCAGCAGGAGUGCUUGGGCUUAAAGCUGAGCCCAGGAGAUGCAACUGUAGGUCAGUGGUAGAGCACUAACUUUGCAUACAGAGACACACAGGUUUGAUCCCUGGCAUCUCCAGUUAAACUGGUCAGGUUUAUUGUGUGUAUGGGGGAAAGACCCUGUAUGAAGAACUGCUGCCAGUCAGAAGAGAUGAUACUGGGAAAGGUGGACAAAUUAUUUGACCCUGUAAAAGCUGGCUUCUUGUGUCCCAGUCAGGGAAUGUUUGAAACUCCAUGAUGCAGCCUCCACCUUGAGGCUAAGCAGGUCUGGGUCAGGUCUGGUCAAUGCCAGGAUGAGUUCCAUGGAAGAAAGAUGGGUUAUAAAUAAACAAAGUGGAUCACAACUAUAGCUUUGGUAAAACGGCUUGCAAACUUGAUCACAGUGCGAACACCCCUUUCCCUCAAACAUUCUUCUGACUCUGAUGGGUUGUGAAGCUGGUCUGAAACUUGAGUUAACUUUAGCUAAAAACAGCUAAUAAAGGGAACUGCUGGCCCCAGGCUUGUAAAGGGAAAGCUAUUCAAAAGGAAACGCGAUAAGGCAUUUUAGAUUAGGGCAUUUUUCAGCUGGCUAAGAGCCUGACAAUACAGCAGCUAGCCCCAGGUGAGUACUUAAAAGGUUUGUAAACCUCUCCCUGCAUAUCAGAUUACCCAGGUUAAAUUUAGGGCACUUCUGAAACUCUGGCAGCUCAUUUUGUGAGCUCCCAACAGGUUUCAUCAGGUGCCUCAUCAGAAAGUUACGUAAGUGCUCCUAUAUGUGCGUGACUGAACCCUCUGCCCUUUUACAAUGAUUCUAUGUAACAUACCAUCAGACCUAAUAAUGUGUAGAUAGGGAACAAUUUCCAUUUUAAAUAGUGGUACAAACAUCAGAAUUCCUGCACAGAAAGCACUUUGGUCUAGGAAGAUGUGGGGAAAGGUAAAGGUAAAUGACCCCUGGAUGGUUAAGUCCACUCAAAGGCGACUAUGGGGUCAUCUCACUUCAGGCUGAGGGAGCAGCUUUCCAGGUCAUGUGGCCAGUAUGACUAAACCGCUUCUGGUGCAACAGGACACCAUGAUGGAAACCAGAGCGCACGGAAACACUGUUUACCUUCCUACCACAGCGGUACCUAUUUAUCUACUUGCACUAGUGUGCUUUCAAACUGCUAGGUUGGCAGAAGCUGGGACAUUUCCCUGUAGGAAAAUGUAUCGAACCUCAGCACUGGGCAGAUGUUAUUUUCUAGUAAUUGGGGGAGGCAGAGUUCCGCCAUCUUCGCAUAUUCUAUCUUCUAUUUCUUCAUGAGAGUUGUGGAAGCUGGGGACAACAUUCUAGCCACCAUGUGCUAUAUUGGAGCAUUUGACUAUGAAGACCUAAGUUCAAAUCCCUGCUCAGCCACAGAGAUUUGAUGUGGGUUUUCUGGAAAAGUUCGAAUUUUAAUGUUUUCAAUUUUCAUCUGAUUUUUUUCAUGCCCUACAGCAGGGGUGGGAACAGGAUCCCAUCUGUGGGCCAGAUCCUUAUCUUUCGCACCCAGACAACUUUGAAGCCAUCUGCCUGUCAUUCACCUGACGUGAUAAUUGUGGCUGGCAACUGUCAAAGCUUAAUGGCAGUUGUCAUACCUGCCAGUCAGCUGAACCUCAUUCAAAGCCUUGCUUUCGCCACUCGGCUGCAUGCAUAAUCAUUAGCAAGGAUCAUGUUAAAAAAUAAUCUAGGCUGAUUUGUUUGCAUAUCUCAUUAGAAUCAUGUAUAUGACAACUGAAGUGAUGCAAAUGGUAGAGGUGGUGUUCUUGCUGUGGAUUGGGCAGAGUCUUUUCAUAUCCAUCAGAAGCAAUCCUGAUAUCUGGAAAAACUUCCCCACCUGCCUCUUACAGUAAAUCAUGUGUAGUCAUUUUAUGUUGCACCAAAUGGUCAUAACAAAAAUAUCCAAGUUUCAGAAUGGUAGCAAUCAAAUAUAAAAAUUGUCAGUAGAAACAUUUGCAUCAAUAGAACAUUAAUAACUGUAUCAGUCAUUGCAUAGGAGAAGUCUACAGUCAGUUGUGUAUUGGGAAGGAAACUUUGGACAAAAUUUAGCUAUGGCUCAUGCAGGGCUGGUCACUGAACUGAUGGUGUCCUUAUUAGGGGCUUUGAAGGUGGUAAAAGGUAACAGAGGAGGUGAGCUUUAAAGAGUUAUCCAGAAAAAAAAGAAAUAUGUGCCCAAUAAAUGUUGAGAUAAUCUUAAAGGCAACUGUUGCAUGUUCUCAUAUGCCAAAAAAAAAAAAAAAAAGUCAUGCUUUUAAAAGUAACCCAGUUUUGUUUUUCUUAUGUAGAUAUGGUUGAGUAUGAGAUACAGUGGUACCUCGGGUUACAUACGCUUCAGGUUACAGACUCUGCUAACCCAGAAAUAGUGCUUCAGGAUGAGAACAGAAAUCGUGCUCCGGCGGCACGGCAGCAGCGGGAGGCCCCAUUAGCUAAAGUGGUGCUUCAGGUUAAGAACAGUUUCAGGUUAAGUAUGGACCUCCGGAACGAAUUAAGUACUUAACCCGAGGUACCAUUGUAGUUGCGAAUUUCUCUUCAGGGAGGAAGUUUAAAAUCUAUCUCGCAUGAACUUUCAAGCAUUGGCAAAUGUAGGCAAGAGGUGCCAUUCAUUGCAGCCCUGUGCCUGUUGGAGCAGAUAGCUGAAUGAUUAAUCACAGGGCAUGACAUGGCUGCAUGGACAGUAGCUCCACCGUGAUGUGCAAACACACUCACCAGCAAGAAGCUGGAGCUGCUGACUUCCUUAUUACUAAGUACGCAGCUAUAUAUUUAGAUGCAGGCAAGUGAGAAAUUGACUCUGGAGAAUGAGGGCUUUGAACAUUUGUGACCAGUCUUCAUCUUCACGUGGACAGUGCAUGUGCCAAUGGGUGGGAAAUGUUGAGUGCAUUCCCCACAUUUAGAAGUAAAAGAAAACCUGUGCAAAGGAAAACAAGCUUUGGCUCAAAUUCUGUUUGACUUUCUUAUUUGCAUUGCUCAGUUGAAACAGCUGGCAAGUGAUCUUAUUAACACUUUUCUUAGUGUGGAUUCAAUAAUUAAGACACACUUUUUGAUCAACAUUUAAUUCCACCUUCAUUUUUCCUGUGGUUUCUUUGCAUUUGAUUAAGUACUUGGGGAAGACUUUUAGAAAUUUCACUUAAACCCCCUAUAAAGGUAUGUUAGAAAAAUGCUUGUUUUCCUAUAGUGUUCCUCUUUUGAGCUCUGGAGGAAGCAAAGACAUGAGAAAAGGGAAUUCUUUCCUGGUUUUUUUAAAGUCACAAUGUACCCUUUUACUUAUAGAGUAGAAUAUCAACCCGAUACUGCUGGCAAAACAAUCUCAUGUAAGAAAGAGACAGAGAGAGAAAGGUGCAUAGUUCUACAAGUUAUAAAGCAAAGAUUUCUAGUGAAUUGUGUGUGACAUAUUCAGGGUGGGUGGCCUGCGACAAAUCAUUCACUGUUUUCUUUUUAUUAUCUGUGAAGCAGUAGUCCUAGUGACCUUUCUCACAGUGGAAUUCAAGAAGAGCCAUGUUGCAUUGACCCCCCGCCCACAAGGCAUGUAUAUUCCAACAUUUCUCUUUCCAACAGCAACCAGCCAUAUGUUUUUGGAAAGCCCAUGAGCAGGAUGUACCUGCACCCACUGCCCCUGCUUUGCCCCUUCCCAGCAUCUGACAGACACUUGCAGAGGGAAAGUCUACACCCAUAGACUUCCUUGGAAGCUGGACCCUGUGCAACCAGCUUCCACGAAACCUUAUAGAGAGAUUUGCAUUCAUAGGCUUUCCUCCUUCUGGUAUCCAUGACCAAUGCGUGGACAUCAGAGGUGAGCCAAAGGAAGCCAUGUGACUCAGAGGUGAGGUCAGCAGUGCGAUCAUUGCCCCUAGUAACUAGGUCAGGACCCCUUCACAUGCACAAUGUGUGGAGCGGUCUAAAAUAUUGAAGAGAUCCAGGCUAGAAAUGCUACAGGGCACAGGUGCUUUAGUGUAGGUUGAGCUGCUGCAGGUUGUGUGGAAGCCCAAACGGAAAUGACCCAGCUUCAUUUUAGGAAUGUGUUUGUUUGCCUGCUUUUUGAAAAAUUGAAAAGGAGAGAGAACUUUCUGUCCUUUCCCUUGUCAAUGAUUAUACAGAAAGAGGAAGCUCUUAAAUGGACCUCUAUCUUUUUUUGAACAUUCACCCAUGCCUUUAAAGAUGUAAAUACAGGAAGUCUGGGCAGAAGGCUAAUGUCAGCUGUACCUGCCAAUUUUUAUUUACACAGUCUCAUGGAGUUUUCACACUUUUUAUCUAAGGCAGGGACAGGUAACUUGUGGCUCUUCAGAUAUAAUAAUAAUAAUAAUAAUAAUAAUAAUAAUAAUAAUAAUAAUAAUAAAUUUAUUUAUAUCCCGCCCUCCCCAUCCGAAGCCGGGCUCAGGGCGGCUAACAACAAUAAAAUAAUACAACAUUCUAAAAUCAUUUCGUUAUAAAAUUAAUUCAAAUCAAAUUGAUGGCAACCAUUGGGCUAGAGUUCUGUGAAGACUGCCAAAGGAGGGAGUCAUAAAUGGAUUACAGUUCCCAGCAUCCCUAGCUAUUGGCUAGGCUAGCUGCUGGGGCCUUCUGGGAGUUGGGAGUCAAACAGUGUCUUGAGAGCCACAUGUUCCCCAUCCCUAAUCUAAUAGGAUCCACCAUUUGUUCCCCCUCUCUUUGCUUAAGGGUUCUCUGCUUGUCUAAUUUUAUGUCAAUAGCAACAGCCUGAUAAAAGUGUGCAUAUGCAAACGCAUCUUACAGAUUCCAAGCUUUUCCCAGCCUUUCUGCCUGGGAACCUGGAGGUAUUCCUGCAUUGCCUCUGGUGAUUGAUUGAAUGGCUUUUAACUGGUCCCAGUCAAGCUACUUUGCUAAAAGCUUGUGUUGGCAAGUUUGCCUCAGGCCUCUGUGCUAUGAUCCACCUUCUGGCUGUCACAAAUAUGUAUCAGAUUUAUGUAACUGUUAUGUGCUGAGUACACACAGAAGGUGGUUAUAUAUUAACUGCUGUUUUUUAAUAGCCAUUCAGCCCAAUUCUACUUGUACACAGAGGUUCCCUAUUAUGUUCAGUGACACCAUUCUGUGAUAGGAAUACAUUGUCUUGCUGGCUCAGACUGAGGCCCAUCUAAUUCAGCAUUCUUGUUUCAAACAAUGGCCAGCCACAUGCCCUCUUGGGCCCAGGAUAUUUUGUUGCCUGAGGUGAAAGACUAGAUGCCCCCCCCGCACAUACAGAAGCCCCACAGAAUGAACCGUAGAGUUGGAGGGUGCCCUGCAGGGCGUUAGCUGGACCAACCAUAGCUGGACCAACCAUAGAGAUGGCUGUCCAAUCUCUGAAGACACCCAGGAAGGGAGAGCCCACUGCCUUGCUAUGUAGCCAUUCCUAUGGUUGAAUGAACAGUCUCCUGCCUCCCAUAAAAUUGUUGGAUCCUUCUGUUUUUUAAAAGCCAUCCAAGCUAGUGGCAAUUGCCACAUUUUUGGGUAGUGGAGUAGUAUCACUCUGGUGAUAUUUCGCAUGAAGAAUCAAUUCCUUUCAUCGGUUUCCUUGAGUGACUGAAGUUUUCUUUUUUUAUAUAAUAAUUUUUUAUUCAUUUUCCAAACAUUUUUAUACAAUCAACUCAUAUUAACUCUCACAUUCAUCAAUUUUUGACUUCCCUCAGUUUCUCUGCCAAUCUUUCGUUAAAAUUUCUAUUGUUAACGCAUUUCUGAACUUAUUAUUGCCUUUAACCGUUCCUCUUCCUUUCUCCUACUUUAUUUUUUACAAUAUUUCUUAAUUUUUCACAGAGACUCUUCAAAACCAACAAGCGUUGUCUGUGCAUCACAUAUGCUUUUCAGAUAAUCUGUAAAUUUCCCCCAGUCCUCGAUAAACUUUUGGUCUUUCUGAUAUCGAAUCUUCCCAGUCAAUUUAUCCAAUUCCACAUAUUCAGUUUCAUUCUCCAUUCUUCCACAGUUGGAAUUUCUUCCUGCUUCCAUCUUUGCGCCAGAAGUAUUCUUGCAGCUGUUACAGCGUAUUGGAAAAGUUUACAAUCUUUUCUAUUAAUUUCAUUACCUACCAAUCCUAGUAAGAAGGCUUCUGGUUUUCUAACAAAUGUAUAUCUCAACAUCUUUUCAAUUCCUUAUAUAUCGUUUCCCAGAAGCCUUUCACCUUUUUGCAUUCCCACCACAUAUGAUAGAAAGUUCCUUCUUUUUCUUUACAUUUCCAACACUUGUUACAUGUUUUAUACAUUUUAGCUAAUUUAACUGGCGUUAUGUACCAUCUAUAUACCAUUUUCAUUACAUUUUUCUUCAACGCAGUACACACCGUAAAUUUUAACCUUUCAUUCCAUAAUUUCGUCCAAUCAUCAUAUUGUAUAUUAUAACCAAAGUCUCUGGCCCAAUGUAUCAUUACUGAUUUCACCUCUUCAUCUUUUGUAUGCCAUUCCAACAACAUUCUAUACAUUUUAGACAAAUUUUUAUACUCAUUAUUCAAUACCUCUAUUUGAAAUUUUGAUUCUUUUCCUUCAUAUCCACACAUUUUACAGUCUUUUUUAAACAUUUCACUAAUCUGGUAGUAGUGCAACCAAUCAUAAACAAAUUCUUUCACCUCUUCAUAAGUCUUCAUUUUCCAUUUCCCCCCCUCUCUUACUAUCAAUUUUCCAUAAGUUAUCCACCUCCCCCUCAUGUUUAGAGUGACUGAAGUUUUCAACAGACAUGGGAAUGUAGAGGAUACAAGCAAAGGGGUUAAUGGAGCUCCUUGUCUGAGGAAACCUUUUUGUAUUUGGGAGUAUUUGCUGUGUCAGUGUUUGUUUGCUCUGGAGGUAGGACAGUAACACAGGGUGGAGCAGAAUGCCUUGCUUUAACCAUUGAGGCACACCCAGAUUCAACUCUGUUUCAACUUCUCUGUGCCAUUAACAUGCAUCUCAGCUUAUCAGUUGUCAGCUUAUCAUGACAUCAUUUGAAAUAUCUCAUCUACCGGCAGCACUGAAUACAUUCAGUACUGUACCCCUUCCGCUGAAUAAUCUGGCAAUCAGAGCUUUGUUAAUGAUGUCACAACUGCAGCUUCCAAUUUUGAAAUCCAACACUGUCAGUGUUUAAUGGAGAGUCUGUGUGGAAGUGGAUGGGUAUAUCUGGCUUCUGUUUUGUGCAAGUACAAGGUGUUACAUCUUUUGCUUUUCCAGAUUUGCUAGCAGCACUAUCAAUUACCACAUUAGGCAGUUAAGAGUGGGAUAUUGCCUAAGCAGGGUCAGCUUAUUGCUAACUUCUGAGAGCCCCAGCUAUGAAGCAAUCUGUACACUUGAGAAAUAAAUACGUGAAUACUGGCGGUUUAUGUCUCUCUCUCUCCCCAGGUGAAAUCAGUUGCACAACAGCCAGACUCUUCCCUCCUGCCCCUGUUUGCAGAAUAAGAAUCUUAAGGACAGCUUUUAAGUAUUUUGGGCUGCUAGAAUUCCAGUAUAUAUCCAUUCCUACAAUAAAUGUGGGAUCUACAUCAGGGUUGAGGAAUCUGUGGCCCUCCAGGUAUUGUUGGAAGGCCAGUGCCUCUCAGUGCCAGGCAGCCUGGCAAAUGGUCAUAUAUGGUGGUGGUGGUUGUUGUUCCGCAACAUCUAGAGGACUAUAGACACAGGGAGAUCCUUACUCCGCCCAGAUGCAUCUAAGCCCAGUGCCACCUAGUGAUUAAACUCUGAUUACCCUUUCCUCUGAGGCAUUGCGGGCAAGGUCACCAGGAAAGUUCUGGUGCCAUCACCGUGAUGGUGGCAAGCUGCUUCCCCCAUCCCCCUUUUCAGAUAAUGUUAAAUAGUAGUUUGCUGCUAUUACAGAAAACUGGCACAGGUGCUAAGCAAGACCUGGAGCGCCCACAUCACUACUUUGCUUUGCAGCUAGCAGACAGUUGAGCUGGGUAGGCAGCAGUGGCAUACAAUGAUUUGUCACUGGAGGGAUGGGGGAACACAAACCGCUGUGCCUCCCAGUCUGCUGCCUGAGCCAUGUAGCUUCACAUUGUUCAUGGUAGGGCUAGCCCUGCUCACCCUGAUCCUUCUUUGGCUAGAGAUGUUGGGGAUUCACUUGGGAAAGUGUGUGCUCUGCCAGUGAGCUGUGCUCCAUUACCUAUGUUGAAAUAUGUGCAGCAGAGCUUGGAUUCAAAUUUCUUUUCUCCCUACAGGGCAAGGCCUGAGCAUGUAAACUUGAGAUUUUUAUUGGGCUGAGAUUUCCCCCCUGGAAGGAGUGCCUCAAGCAGGCCCACAGAUUUUGCAUAUCCCCUCUCCCUUGUACUUGGUUUCAGAGAGCAAAGCUCAUCAGUAACAAGAGAUUAAUUCACGGUGACAUGUUGUUCAGGCAGUUUGGCAAACAUGAAGCUUCCUAGAGAUGAUUAUGCAAGUUUUUGGGCCAAUUUGCAUACAUACUCCAACCGUCCCUAUUGGUCAGGGACAGCCCCUGUUUUCAUGAACAUGUCCCUGGGAAAACUCUGCUCCUGUUCCCCCCUCCCCUUUAGGGGACAUCUUAUUGAGAUUCAGUUAGUGUGAGUUACGACAUUUGACAUGCUUCAGGUCUGUGGAAGUUAACAUCUCUGUGUUAUAUCCAAUCCAAGACUAAGUCUGGAUCCACCUCUUUGAAUUAAGGGCAUGGAUGUAUCUGUGUGUCUAAUGUGUGCAUACACACGCAUGUGAACUUUAAGGUUCCUGUGCUGGUGAAGCUCAGUUUGAACUGGCAGGCAACUAAAUGACCAAACAUCUUACUGGUUUUGAGAAUAGUGCAGGGCAUUCUGUUAGAGUAAAUAAAUACAGACUUGAGAUUUAGCAAUGGAAGAGCCAUAGUUUCAUGUCAUGAGAAUGAGCCACGAUGAGCCCCUGGCUCAUGUAUUUCUCUUUGCAGUCUUGGUGGGUGUGCUUUUCAGACUUCAUCAACAUCACAGAAUGAAUUAGUCCCAUUAAUGAAUGAAGAACAUCAGGUGAUGCUUUUAGUCUCAGCGCCUAUGAUAUAUGUUUCUUCCAAGAGCACCAGCAUUUGCUGAAAUUGGACUUCAUGUAGAGGUUUAAAACACUGUGUUUCCUGGAGAAAAAACUGUUGCAGGAAGUGUUGGUGAUUAGGCAAUUAUUCUGUCAUUGGGUUAAACAAAGACAUGAUUUAGACUUAAGACUUUGAAUCCUGAACAAGUUAUGGAGACAAGGUGCCUAAGCAACCCACCGGUCUUGUGAGAGAGUUAUCCUAGGUACUAAUCCAAGAAACUGCAGUUUAAGCAACAAUCCUGUGCAAUGCUGGUAGCCAGGUUAUCCUAGCUCAAAGAAAUGUCCAUUUUUUUCUGAAACACUAUAGCUAAUAGUAUAUCAUGGGUGUUACUAAUUUCAGCUAACUCCAGCUCUGCGGAAAGGAAGCAGACCCACCACGAUACAGGGUUGCCCAUCCACUCUAGACAAUAUUAUUUUUAUGUAAAUAUUUAUAAGCUGCACUUUCAUAAAAAAAUACAAGCAUACAAAAUGAUAAUAAAACACCAGUAACAACAUAAUACUAGCUGGUAAGAAGAAAUCAACAUUGCAAAGGUCUCAUUGAAUAAGAACAUUUUUAGGAGACAUCUCAAGGAAGGCAGGAAUGAUUCUUGCUAAACCUCUACCUGUUUCGGGAGUUCCAACAGGACAGUCCUCAGCCAAUCUUUCUCGCAAUAUCUGCAAUGUAGUGUCACUCUGAGGCUUUAUGGGAAAUUAAACUGUUUGUCUGAUGCUGCCAGGUUAGACUCACAGUUGUAAGCCCAUAUGUGGGGCCUUGCUGGAGGACUUUUGCUAUGGGUCCUCUCAAACAAGGCCCCUAAAACUUGAAACAAGCCUAAGAUACCAGCCUUUUCUUGGUCUCGAGGCCUUGUUCCCAUGACUGGGUUUGCUCUUAAACAAACCCUUUUAACUUUGUUCUGCAGUCAUAAUAAUAUUUGAACUUCUUAUCCACCUGUAAGAGGAUUUUGAUCACAAAAAUGAAAACACUUUAUCAAUAUAGCAGAAGUGGAAUGCCUUCUGGUUUUCUUUGUGAGAUUGCACCAGGAAUGCAAGCAAGACUUUUCUUUUUAAUCUAAUCAAUAUUUUGUAAUUGAACGUUGAAGGAAAACACACCCCUUACUGUAAGUCCUUAUGAAGCUCUCAUAUACACAGCCGUGUUUUCAGCCAUCUGGAAAGCCAGUACUGGAAAGAGAUUUCAAAUUUAUAUUUGCUAGUAUUUUGUUUUAUUUAAAUAGAUUGUUGCUCAUUGUUCUGAAAACUUUUGGGAUGAAGGGUGGGAUAUAAAUCUUAAUAAUAUUAAUACUAAUGACCUCCUAUUGCUUGAAGCUGCCCACCAGCUGCCUUCCUUUUCCAAUGUAUUCUAUUGCCUAGACGGGCAUGGUUGGCAGGGACUGGGGGCAGAGCCUUCUUUAGCAUCACCCAAGAAAGAAAUAUCAGCAGACUCGUAGGUACCCCAAGGUUUGCAGAGAUAUGAAAUAAAUCUGUGGAAAAAACAACUUCUAAGGGGGGGGGAUAGAAACCCCAAACAGCUCAGUGAGGGCUGACUGUUGGAGGGUUUGGAAAAAGAAAGCCAGGAGGGCAAGAUGAUAGAAUGGAGCGUCCUGAUCACAAGCACCACACGCUGCAGCAUUUUGUUGCAGGCUCCACUUGUUACUGUGUGAGGCAUGCUUGGAGUCACAGAAGUAUUUGUAGAAUAUUUAUAAAGGACCGAAGCUAUUGGCAAAGGCUGUAGAGAGAUCUUGGCUUGGGUCAAAGAUGCAACUCCCCUUUGCUUCCUCUUUAGCAAGAGGAUUGGGAAACACUGUUUUGGAUGACAUAUAUGGGGUUUUUUUUAAUUGAAAAAUGUGGAGAUCAGCGUUAUCUGCUUAGGGAGGUGUCCAUUCAUUCUUUAGUUCUUUGCUCACCCACUUUUGAUAAAUGAUGUGUGCUUCUGUAAUCCAGGGAUGCAACCCUCUUGCAGAAACUGGACGGAGCAAACUGCAGAACCAAAGAGCAGUCCUCAACCAGCAGAUACUGAAGGCGGUGAGGAUGAGAGCUGGCGCUGAAAACCUCCUCCGGUAUGUUCCCACGACUUCCCUCCUCCCUCUGCCCACAGCCCCAGAAUGCAGCCUUUGUUCUAUCCAACAGGAACAGCCUCUGAUUCCCAGCCAGCUGCCCAGUGACUCCCAACAUUUCACGGAAGAAAUUGUAGCUGGGAAUAAUCCUGCAUGUAGACUCAAUGUAGUAUUUUUAGACUUUCAUCUAUAGGAAAUCUGUCUGCUCUAAAAGCUCUCCCUUGCUUUUCUUUACACAUGUUUUAUUUUGUUUAAAAGAAAUCACAUUUAUUUAUGUACUGCCUUUCCAUUUAAAACAACUCACUCAGUGUUUACUCCAAACUGCAUAACAGAAAUAAUGAAAAAGCAAUCUUAAACAGAUACAAUGUCAGCAUUUCUAACAAACACAAUAAUAGAUAAUUUCAUAACUAUCUUUUGAUGCCAUAAUAAUUCAUUGAAUAAAAAUAUUUUUUCAGCGGUAGGGAGCAGCUAGGAUAGCUCAAUACACAAUAUGAUUUCAAUAUUUCAAACAAUUCAUUUCAUAAAUAUAAUGGCUUGGGUUCUAAGAUAAGGUAACUUAAGAAAGUUUACAGAAGGGUUAGGGUUUCUCGUCCGUUCCUUCUUCAUGCAACCUGACUGGAGGUUUGGGGGCCCUCAUUUGCUGAGCAAAGUGGGAUCAGGCACAGGGACCAUCCCAAACAAAGUGGCACAGAAGUGGGGUGGGGAGACAUUCCUUCCCCAAACUUUCUUAAGUUAACUUGGGAUCCAAGCAGACAUCUGAAAGCUGUGCAUUUGCUGUUGGUGUUUGUUAGCCUUGUUUGUUGCUUGUUACUCAGCAAUUUCCAAAGAACUUGCAGCACAUUUUAACGUAAGCAUUCAUAAAAUACAUUAUAAUGUUGACACAUUCAUACAAAAACCUAUGCAAUUAAUUUAAAAUACAGUGGUGCCUUGCAAGACGAAAUUAAUUCGUUCUGCGAGUUUUCUCGUCUUGCAAAUUUUUCGUCUUGCGAAGCACGGUUUCCCAUAGGAAUGCAUUGAAAAUCCAAAAGGAAACAAACUUGCAAGACGUUUUCGUCUUGCAAAGCAAGCCCAUAGGGAAAUUCGUCUUGCGAAGCAACUCAAAAAACGAAAAACUCUUUCGUCUUGCGAGUUUUUCGUCUUGCGAGGCAUUCGUCUUGCGAGGUACCACUGUAUGCAAAACAGUCCUUUCCCCAGACAACCUUGGAAAGCUUUGACUACGCACGAGCAGCAAAAGCAGCAUUGUCAUAGUCCAUCAAAAGCCUGGACAAAAUGUAGCUAUUAAAAUGACUCCCUUUUAUUAAAAGGUACAGUGGUGCCUUGGAAGACGAAAUUAAUUCGUUCCGUGAGUUUUUUCGUCUAGCGAAUUUUUCGUCUUGCGAAGCAUGAAAUCCCAUAGGAAUGCAUUGAAAUUCAAUUAAUGCGUUCCUAUGGUCAAAAAAGUCCAAACAAAGCCAAAUUUGGUACAACAAGAGUUUAUUAAGUGCUCUUUAAAGUCACACAUACUGUAAAGAGCAUUUCAAAAAUUGAAGGAACAAUAAAUUAAGUUUCUAAACAUGACAGAAAAACAUUUUAAAAUCAACAAAGUGUACAGUACAUUUUCUAAGACUCUGGGGGACAACUCGAAGAAGGUUCCUCUUCCACUCUUUGCUUCUUGCUGAAGAACCACCUCCUCAACUGUUCCCCCAGCCACCCAGCACACAGAAAUUCAAAUCCAGAAUUUUUUUUAAAAAACAGCAGAGUGGCCCAAUGGUCACAGAAAAUCAUAAAAAUGCAGGAAAAAACCACACAAGCUUCCAGAUUCUUGCAAACCCCUCCUCAACUGUUCCCCCAGCCACCCACCACACAGAAAUUCAAAUCCAGUUUUUUUUAAAAAAAAACAGCAGAGUGGCCCAAUGGUCACAGAAAAUCAUAAAAAUUCAGAAAAAACCACACAAGCUUCCAGAUUCUUGCAAACCCCUCCCCAACACCAAGUCCUUGAAUUCCAAACACCCCAACCCAAAAUCCAAAACCCCCCAAAAAAGUUUUAAAAGUUUAACUUACCAAAUGGCUGCAAAAUAAGUUUUGGAAAAGCUUCAAAAAUCACCAAAGUCUUCAAAAACCUCAAAAAGGCUACCACACCGCGUGCUAUGAGUUGCUCCUCGAAGUCAAGUCGCAACUGCACCUCUUCAAGCAACGCACCCUGUAUUACUGUAACGGUUUUAAGACAAGGGAAACAAACUUGCAAGACGUUUUCGUCUUGCGAAGCAAGCCCAUAGGGAAAUUCGUCUUGCGAAGCAGCUCAAAAAACGCAAAACCCUUUCGUCUAGCGAGUUUUUCGUCUUGCGAGGCAUUCGUCUUGCGGGCACCACUGUAUCUAGAGUUUUGAAGCUGAAACCAUAGCAAAAAUAUGAGCUCGUCCUCCUUGGAGAAGGUGAGGAGUUUGGCUGUGUACAUGCUAUGCCUUUCAAGCACAUUCAAAGCACACCCCCCAAAGAAUUCUGGUCAUUGUAGCUUACCCCUCACAGAGUUAAAUUUGCAGCAACCCUUAACAAACUACAAUGCCUGGAAUUAUUUGAGCGGUGAAAUGUGCUUUAAAGUAUGAUGGGUGUGCAACCUUUGUUGGUAGCAACUCCUCUGUUCCAUGCUGUGUCCCUGCACAAAGCCCAGCCUGCCACCAUUUUGAAAGAAGCAAACCUUUCACUAAGGCCCUAUCUUUAGAGAAUGAAGCAGCUGCCCCAGGUGGGAGGGCAGGGACAGCAGAGAGCUGCUCUUCCUGGGCCCCCCUGACCAUUUCAUUCCAAUGGAGGGCUAAGCUGUUUGUCCUGUAUGGCUUGCCCUGUACUCUCUAAACUCUAGCCUGCUGCCCUCACAUUCAGUGAAGGAUACAGUCCUGUCACCAGGGUUCAACAGCUGUUCGGGUAGAGUUGUGUGGGCGGCUACUAUCUUGACCUUUUUACCUCAGGUAGCAAAAUGUCUUGGGCAAACCCUAAGCGACAGCUUCAAAAAAAAAGAAAAAGUGAGGGAUAAAUUGUAAGUUCUCUCUGCCACUCACCAACACUUGGCGACCUGUCAACUGUAUUUGUGGGCCUUGGCUACAGUGCUGUGGGUCAAUGGAAACCAUUGCCAUUCAAAACUGCAGUGGAAUUGUUAGGCAGGCCUAUUGCUUUGUUUGUCUUCAUUGGCUUAACAGUCAUAACAAUAGUAUCUGUGGCACGAAUAUUGUCUUGAAAGCCAUUCCACAUUCUUUUCGUUUGGCAGUGGGCCAUAUCAGUUCUGAAACCAGAGGUUUUUUUUCAUGUCUGUUCUUAAGGGGGAAAUCUCAGAAAUGUAGAGAAUGCAGGUGAGGCCCAUUAUACAAUAAAGAGGCUGUCCUCAAAAGCGUUCUCAAAGGUGCAGCGCAUAGUUAAACUAUGUAACUAGCUCCCACGGGAGGCAAUGAUGGUCACCAGCCUAGAUGGCUUUAAAAGAGGAUUGGACACAUUCACUGAGGGAGGUUAAGGCUAUCAACAAUGGCUAAGCACUUCCUCCACAAUAGGAUGUAGCAAUGCUUUUGAAUACCAGUUGCAGGAAGCCACAGGAGGGGAAAGUGCUCUUGCGUCCGGGUCCUGCUUCCCUUUGGGGCAUCUGGUUGUCCUCUGUGAGAACAGGAUGAUGGACUGUGUGGGCCACUGGCCUGAUCCAGCUGGCUCUUCUGAUGUUCUGACGUUUGUGUGUGCCUUUUUCUUCCUGGCAGGGCGACAACCAGCAACAAGGUACGGGAGCAGGUGCUACUGGAACUCAGCUUCGUCAACUCAGACCUGCAGAUCCUUAAGGAGGAGCUGGAAGGACUCAACAUCUCUGUUGAGGUUUACCAGAACACAGAGUGAGUGGGGGAGGAGCUAUUGUAGUAUUGUUCCCCAGACAAGUAUGCUACCUGUGAAUGAAAAACACACACACAAAAACAAAUAUUUGUCGGGGGGGGCGGGGAAUGCAGAGAACAAAGGUGCAAAGGAGAGAGGCGAAAAUAUUCAGUUUGGUCUGGCUGUUGACUGAGGAGAUUACAGCGGGUAUUUACCUUCCUCCUUGGGAAAGGUAUUAAAAGCAAUUAAUUCUGAUCCCUAAUCCUCAGAAAUGCCUUCGAAGAGCUGGCUUGAAUGGGGAGUGGCAGAGAAGGCCAGAACUAACUUCUCCUCUUGGUAUUAAACUGCACAAAGCCAGCAGGCAACGUGGGGCGCUGAUUUGCAGCGAAACAUUUAAAGCCAGGCUUCGCUGUUCUUUUCCUUUUCAUAGUUAUUUGUCCCUCUCAUUUAAUAAUUUCUUUCUCGCCGAAAUAAAUAAAUAAAUAAAUAAAUAUUCCUCUCAGGGGUAUACACUUUAACUUCUCUUAAACUUCAAGCCCAUUGUCAGCACUGUCACAAACAUAUAUCCCAGCCUGCUUUUUAAAGACAAUAUACUGUAGCUCUGUUCUGCACCCCCCAUGCUUUUGUUGCUGCUGUUGCUUUGCUUGAUUGAUCUUAACAGCCCACACUUUAGCAUAGAUUUAAGGGACAUUUUGCAAAAGGUUGUGUGUGCUGCCAGUCAAAAUUGAGAAGUUUAUUAUUUCUCCCAACAUGAGGUUGGCAUUUCAAAGGGUCACAAUGAGAGAUUGAAUUCCACCCUGCAUUCAUCCUAGAGCUGGCAGGAACACAGGUGCCCAUGGAAAUUUGUGCACAAACAUGGCAAACUUAAUAAAGAUGGAUCAGAGGGGAAUGCUUCAAAUCAACAAGCAAAGGGUUCGUUUUAAUGUCGUGGUUAAUGCCAGGGAUUUGGUUUUGAUUUCAUGUGGUUCCCCCCUCCCUUUCUUUUUUCUCUGAGAGUGGUAUGCCUCUGAAUAACAAUGACUGGUUUUGUAACCCGUUCUGCAUCAGGUUGUUUAUUUGUACAUCCGUGAUGAGGAGAAAGAAGGCUGGGAGGAAGGGAGCCUUAAACUACUUUGGCGGACUUGCAUUUUUUUUAUGUGAAAAUGUUGAGGGGUUGUAUUUAAAAGAAGGCCUACCCUCUUUCACAGAGCCCUUCCCUAUGCUAGAGUUGAACAACACAUUUGUAUUGUAUUGUAUUGUAUUGUAUUGUAUUGUAUUUGCAGCAUUUAUACUCCAUACUUUAACCAAAAAGGCUGUUUGAGUGGCUUACAAAAAACGGUGUUAAGAUGGUUCCUGUCCUCACAAUCUAGAAAGCCAUGGCACACAUAAGAGCAUGAGAGCCUGCUGGAUCAGGCCAAUGGCCCAUCUAGUUCAGCAUCCUGUUCCCACGGGGGCCAAACAGUUGCCUGUGGAAAACCAGCAAGCAGGACCUGAGCACAAGAGCCCUCUCCCCUUCUGUGGUUUCCAGCAACCAGCAUUCAGAAGCCUUGCUGCCUCCAACUGUGGAGGCAGAGCAAUAGCCAUCAUGGAUAGUAGCCACAAAGAGCCCUCUCCUCCAUGAGGAAAGGGAGGCAGAAGAAGCAAUCUCCAGCCAGUGGCUUUAUCUCUUGAUAAAGAGCAGCCCCCCCGCCCUCCCUGAAGCUCUCUUCCCAGAUCAGAUUCAGGAGUGGAGCUGGUAACAAUGUCCAGACUGGGAGAAUAUGGCAGCUCCUGCCUCACAGUCCUUCUCUCAGGCAGAGCUGGCUUGAUGGCAAUUGAAAUCAUCACAGAAUGAUGGAGUCGCCCUUCUCCCUUGUCAGUGUCAGUGCUGGCUCUAGCUGGCUCACCCUCCCUUGAAACGCUGCCCCCCCACCCCCCGCAAUCGGAUUCAGGAGCUGAGUUGGUGACAACAACAGAACUGGUGACACACAUACACCCAUGGGUGUCCAUAGAGGCCUUACUAGGUGCCUGCCAGUUUCAGCCCUUUCCUUGCUGAAACUAGGCUUUGAAAGAAGUGUUCUGUUCACCAUUAGAAUAGGCUGAGUGGCAUGUGUGCUUGGUGGCAUGGAGUGGGUGGUGCCCACAGCAGUUUCCCCAUUUUGUAAGUGUGGUCUCAGGCUUAUAAAAGGUGAGCAACCCCUGAACCAGGAGGUCAAUCUUAAGAGAGGUCUGCCUAUGAAUGUCUGCCUAUGUUUAACUCAUUGCAUGGCCUUGGGCAAGUCACUUCAACUUUCAUCUCCACUUCCUCUUCUUUGAAAUGGAAAGGAUCACUGCCCACUGAAGCAGUUUGUUGCGAGGGUGAAGGAAGAGUUUGCAAACCACUUUUUGGUUUGCUUGCUUUUAAAAUGAUGCAAUUGAGCCUAUUGGGGUGUAGGUGUCAAACAAGCUAGUCUACACUUAUGGGUACUAUAUAGAGGUUCACAGAACAACCACUUUCCUACAUCAAUUUGCGGUUUUUGAAAAGUUGGGGGAGGGGAAAUUUGAUCUUAAUCUUCUUCUUUUUUUUUUAACACAGGGAAGCUUUUAGCAUUCCUCUGAUACCACUUGGCUUGAAAGAGACCAAAGAGGUUGACUUCGCAGUUCCUUUGAAGGUAGCGUUUCUACUAAGCAACUUUUAAUAGCAAUAUUUUACACCGGCAGGAAAAAGUAUACACUGCAGAUGUUGGGGUGAUAAGACAAAUUCAAAUUCUCAUUAUGACUUAAUUUGCUCUCCAGGGAAAUGCUUCAAGAGAGAUUUACAAGUCAGAAAAGUUGGUUUAGGUUCACAAUAAAAACCUUGAUUCGACAGUGAAUCUCAGGGUUUCAUUGUUAAAAAAAAUCUUGUAAAUUUAUCACUUCCACCUAGAUUAUUUCUAGCUCUUAUGGUUAAGAGAUUUUUUUAAAAAAAAAAGUUGCAUGCUUUAAAUUCCAAGAGCAGAUUACAAUUAUGGGCCAGGCAUUACCUUGUCUUUUGAGAAAAACAAUAAUGUCUCAUUCAUGCUGUCAUAACAUUAAAAUUGCACACUGUGCUAGUCCCAUUGUGUCCAGAGAUUGUGGUGGAGGCACUAGCGAAGAGCCAUUUCUUUGGGAAUAUGGAGAGAUGUUUUGCCCAUUUUUGCCCAUAGGGGCCUUCCCUACCUUUAUCAAAUGUUACUGUGAGAUGCUGGAUUUACUCUCCUGCAGAGAUGUGCAAGUCCACAUGCAUGAGCAUUAAUACACCACAUAAUGCACAGCCUGCCAGUCCCCCGACUGGGGAGGCUCAUUUUAGGCAGCUGAUAACAGAUUGUAGGCACUUGUGCUAUUUGAAGAUAUAUUUAUGUGAAAGAACAAACCACUUCCUUGGUUUUUAAAACAGCUCAAGCCUGGCUGUUGCAGAGUAAAUGAAAGCAGCAUGAGGAAUGGGACUUGGGUCAAUGGUCAUAUUCAGACAAUCCUAUUUUGCAUCGUAAGGUCAGCGGUUCAAAUCCCCGUGGCGGGGUGAGCUCCCGUCGUUUGGUCUCAGCUCCUGCCCACCUAGCAGUUCGAAAGCACCCCUAAGUGCAAGUAGAUAAAUAGGUACCGCUUUAUAGGGGGAAGGUAAACGGCGUUUCCGUGUGCUGCGCUGGUGCUGGCUCGCCAGAGCAGCUUCGUCACGCUGGCCACGUGACCCGGAAGUGUCUUCGGAUGGCGCCGGCUCCCGGCCUCUUGAGCAAGAUGAGCGCGCAACCCUAGAGUCGGUCACGACUGGCCCGUACGGGCAGGGGUACCUUUACCUUUUACCUAUUUUGCUUCAUUAAGCUGAACUAUAGAAAACCCUUUUGGCUGCACAAUCAGUUCCAUUGCACAAUCCGGUAAACCCAGACAUCAUCCAUGAACUAUAGUUUGCCACUGGGUGAUAUCCAAUGUUAUUUGCACAAUACUAACUUGGGUCCAUUAAUUUCAAUGGGUUGCUAUCAAUGUAGCAUUAAGCAGAUUGUUCCAUUAGUGAGAGGACUUCUCCAUGCACAAUGGAGCAAUCUACCCCUCUCUUCCCCCUGUAUGUCCUCUGUAAAUCUGUUCUGGGGCUUCCCCCAACUAUCUGGAGCAGAUCUGGUGAUGAUGGAAGGCACACACAGGGGGAGGACUCAUUUUGCUAGUGCAAUUGGUUACAACCCAUUGUGUCCAAAAUUGUAGUUAACAGCUUUGGGAUGAGCCAGGGUGCUAAGCUAUGGUUUAAAGUAGCCUUAAUAUCCUGACUUGUUUCAAAGCCCUUAAUUUGUUGGUUUGGGUGACAUUUAAUGGAAGACUUCUUGGCAGAAGCCUGUUUGCCAGGAUCAUGCAAAGGUAGGAAUGAAGGGACUGCAGGUGCUGAAAUCUGAAUGCAGCCACUAUGAGGUUGGGGUUAGGGCAGUGAGUGUAACAUGUUGGAGGCCAUUGGUACCCCUGCAGUGUAAUAACCUAGAUAAGGGCCCCAGAGUUCUGAGUUGACCAAGGCUGGUUUGUUGGCCUGUAGUUUUUAGCGAGUGGUAGACAGGUUUUACUGGCUUUACUGCAAGAUUGUUGUGAGGUUUUAUGGUUCUCUUUCCUAGACUGAUCUCCUGAUCUGCUUUUAUGUGUGUGUAUUGCUUUGCUCCACUGAAUUGGUGGUAUAAAAAUUCCCUGUCUGCCCAAAGUAAUUCCCACAUGCCUUCUUAUGAGCCAAUCACACACAAGACUGAAGAGCUCUGGUUUUAAAUUUUCUUGAUACGAGUAAAACACCAAAUAAAUCUCCACAGAAAUCUGAAUGGAGAGCAGGCUUUGGCUCAGGCAGGCAGUUGUGACUUUUAAUAGACUUUGUUUCAAGUGCUGUUGCUGCUUCUGUGCAGUAAAUUAAUCACAUAAACAACCCCACUUUUGAAACAGGAAAGAGAGACAGAGAAGGACAGAGAAAGACUUAUCAAGAUUCUGUCUGGGGCACUAGGGAGCUGGGCAAAUAUUUACAGCAUGAAUGAAAUCAGGUUCUCCGCCCCUCUCCAUGGCCAUUCUCUCUCCCUCCAAAUGAACCCACCCUCCCACAAUGCUGUGCACAUCUAGGUUUAUUCUGCUAAUUUACCCCCUGCCCCCUUUCAUUUUAAAAUGCAUAGUCCAUUCUCAAUAGUAUUCUUGUGCCCUGAAUGGGAUUAUGAAACAGAUGUGUGUGCAGGAAACCCUGUCUUUGCCAGAGGGCAAAGAAAUGGCAGAAUUAGGCAACAGCAAACUUCCCAGCAAACAUUUCUAAGGUUUGAAGUUGAGUUUGCUCCCUUUUAACCUGGCUGGUUGUGAAUAGUCAGCCUUUUAAUCUCAGAGGAGCAAAGUGGACGUGAAGCAAUUUCUAGAAUACCCAAGAGUGUAAGAAGAGUCUUGCUAGAUCAGACCAUCCUUUUCCUCAUAGUGACCAGCCACAUGCAUCUGGAAAGCCAACAAGCAGGUCUUCAAGGUCAAAACACAGACCUGAUGUUGCUCCUCAGCAACUGCUGUUCAAGGGUAGACUGCUUUUAAAUGUGAAGGUUCUAUACUGGAGAGGGGAACCGGAUUUGUAUGUGCCCCCUCGUUCCAUUCAGUUUGAUCAUUCCUGUGUUCAUGCAAAGCUAACAGACAUCAUCAUGCCUUGUGGCAGUCAGUUCUGCUAAUUAAUUUUGUGGUGUUGAUUUUGCUGGAUGACUCAAAAUUCUAGUGUGACAGAAGAGAGAGAAAAAUUCUCGGUCCAUUUCCUCCACCCCAGGUGUGCAUACUGUCUAGUCGCAUACUUCACAUACUUCUAAUUGUUGUUGACAAAUACAAAAUUGGAAACUGGGUCAUCUUUUGCAUAGUGGUGGUCAUAGCCUUUAAGCAGCAAUUUCAAUUUUCAGUGUGUGACAUGAGCUUCUCUGGGUGUUUUGUCUCUUAGAAUGUGCUGUGGGGAUGAAGGUUGUCUUUACUAAGAGAUGCUAAACAAAUCUCAUUCAAUGGCCAAGCUUCAGUGUUAUAAACCAGCCCUCAAGGCUUGGAGCUUUUCUAAAAAUUAGGUGAGGAUUUAGGCUUGAUACAGAGUCAAGGACUCUACUUGCUUAAGGUUAGUUCCUUUUUGGCAAAUGCACAUGUCAGUUCAGGGCUACAUGAUCAGGUGAGCUCUUCAUUACUUAUUGAUAGCAUUGUCAAAGUUUUUUAAAAUACUUGCACAGUCAUGGUGAAGAAAUUCAGGAUUUGAACUGUACCAUGUCUCCUUUAUCAUUUCCAGGACUUUAUUCUGGAACACUACAGUGAAGAAGGUUCUGAAUACGAAAAUGAAAUUGCUGAUCUUAUGGACUUAAGACAAGUAAGUUAAGCCUAUUUAGAAAAUGGACUUGGAUUUCAGGUGUGGUUGGUUUUUUGGUUUUUUAACUGUAGAUAAGAACUUUUAAAAAAAUGAUUUAGAUGCAAUACUGGCCCUAGGCAUCUUCCCAAAGAAACAUUGGCCACAUAGGAACUUGAACUAGACCCUCCCAAAAAACCCCCUGUACCUGUAUAAACUAUGGAGAUAGUAGCUGUAAUUCCUGCAUUGCAGGGGUUGGAGUAGAUGAUCCUUGGGGUCCCUUCCACCUCUAUGAUUCUCUAGAUGCAGGGAGAAAUGAGCUCACUCCAAAAAAGUAAUUGCCAUAUUUUAGGUGUUUGCUUGCUAUCCAUUAGUUUAUUCCUAGUGAAUAAUUGGAAUUUGGAUACCCCCACUGCCUGGAUCUUGUGUUCAUUUGUACACUGUCUAACAGUGUAGCCAUGCUUUGUUUUCAUUUGCCUUCACUUUUGUAAGUGUACUCCCAAUCAUUUAAGCAGCCACUUUGGGCAUGACAAAGUGAGCUGCGGCCUAUGAAAAUGUGUUCAGAACUCUGUACUAAUGUGAUGGUGUAAAAUCCAUUUACAUGGCACAUGUUGAUGACAUACCAUGGUGAAUGUAUGUUUGUAUUCUAAGGCCUGCCGUACCCCCAGCAGAGAUGAAUCGGGAGUUGAGAUGUUGAUGAGCUAUUUUGUUCAGCUCGGCUUCGUAGAGAAUAGAUUUUUUUCGCCAAGCAGACACCUGGGGAUUUUAUUUACCUGGUAAGUUCCAUUUAGAAUGUUGUUAGUGUUGGUUCUAAUGCAUUGGGAGCACAGCUUUGCAUAGUGGGUUUGAAAUUUGAUCUGGCGGAUUGCAGCCCUGUGUUUCUGGAGGCAAAAUGCAAAGCCUCCCAUUUGACCAAAAAAGCUCUUUAGCGAUCCAGUCAAGCGUUGCAAGGAAGGGGUGUGCUGCUUUUAAGACAGCAAGAAGAAAUGUGCUUUCUAGUUGACAAAGCUCAGCAAUUAAUGUGUGUUACGUGUCCUGGAUUAUGAGCAUUGUUGACUCUUCGUCAAAGUAAAAAAGAGCCCAUCAAUGAGCUGGUGCAAAUGUAAUGCUUGUCAGAUGCUUAACUGUAGUUAAGAGGUUUGGGAGUGGGUCUUAAAAUUGUCUAUUCUUUGUCCUAAUCCCCUCACCACCACCACACCACCCUUCUUAAUUACAUACAUAUUAGGUUUUGUUUCUGUUCUUGCUGAAGGUAUGACUCUUUCACUGGUGUUCCUGUCUGCCAGAAGAACCUGUUGCUGGAAAAAGCUAGUAUUCUGUUCAACAUCGGAGCCCUCUACACCCAGAUUGGCACAAGGUGCCAUCAGCAGACACAGGCUGGGCUUCAAAAGGCCAUUGAAGCCUUUCAGAAAGCAGCAGGUAGGGGAAAGUUGUAUGUUUGUUCUCUAAACACCUUUGGAUAGUUGCUUGAUCCAGUUGCUUCUCUUUUGCAUGCAUAGAACCUUACACGUUUCACAUGAGCUUGUGUGUACACACCGUACCUUUCAGGCACAUCCAAAGCGUGUUCUUUCCCAUAGAGAUUUCUGAGCACUGUAGUUCAUCCUCCCAGAGCUACAAUUCUCAGCAGUUCUUAACCAAUGACAGUGCCCAGAAUUCUUUGAGGGAAAGAAUGUGCUUCAAAUGUACCUUAAAAGAUAUAGUGUGUACACAGCCUUCAUUUAAUUUCAACGUAUUUGCCCUCAAAAGAAACCCAGAGAUUAAACGGGUUUUUAGCAUGAGAGGGACACACGCUUAAAAUAAUAAGUAUUAAGAGAUUCACUUUUCAAGUUUAGUCCCAUUAAAUAUGAAACUGCCCAAAUAACUCAUUUAGUUGAGACUAAGGGUUGUAUCGAUUUAAGCUACAUACACAGCAUAUAUUGAUAACCCCAGCCCCCCCCAAACCCUAGGAAUCGUAGCUCUGUGAGGGGUAAACUACAAUUCCCAGUAUUUUGUGUGUGUGUGUGCACGCGCUUUAAACGCGUGGUGUGUAUGCAGUCUAAGUUUUAUUCAGGAGUAUACCCACUGAAAUGAAGUGACAGUGUUAGUUAUACUCAGCCAUUUUCAUGGGUUUCCUUUCUAACUUUGGAUGCAACCCAAAGUGAAUAUUAUGGUUAACAAUUAAUGAGAUGUAGUUUCAAGGCCUUAGACUGUGGUCCAUUAUUAACAGCUUUUUAAGUCUCAUAAGUCUUUCUCCUCUCCUUCCCUAAGGUAGGAAUUGCACUGGCUGGUAUAUAAUUUAUUGCAGUUUAUACUCCAAAGGAAGGGCUGUCUGUAGCUUGGUGGCAGAGCCCUUGUUUUGCAUGCAGAAGGUCCUAGGUUCAGUCCCUGGCAGCAUCUUCAGGUAGAGCUAGGAAAGUCUGGCUAAAACCAUAGGGAGCUGCUGCCAGUCACUGUAGUACUAAGCUGGAGAGACCGAGGGUCUGAUUUGGUAUAAGGCGGCUUCCUGUGUCUCCAAUGAUCCACACUUUAAAUUAUCCCCACCCUAAGUGCAAUGGCUUCCUGUAUUGUGCACAUCAAUCUCAGAUGGGUGAGUCAUUUCAGGGAACCCAGCACAUAUCUUGGUUUGUAUUUCCUUGCAGUGGUGGUCACAGGAGACUGAGGGCAUUUUCUGUGCCCUAAGGUUUACUUUUGCUGGUUUUAAUUUGGUUUAGUUAAAGGGAAAAAUAGAAUAUGUAGAAAUACACGGAGUAUUCCCUGGAUGCCCAGAUCCAGGUUUGGGACAAGUACUCUUUGGUGAGAGAGUCCCAGAAGAGAUUUUAAAAUCACAAAACAUGCAGCAAAAGAAGAGUGGAAAUAUAGGCUGUUAGACCUUUAAAAUAUUCCCUUCUAAGUUGCUUCCAAAGUUACCCACUUCUCUUAGCAUAGAAAGAGACCAUACAUUUGGUAAGUUAAAAAUGGUUUACUUACAAAUUAUUCAAAGGUCAGAUUCAUGUGCUUUUACAUACAGCAGCAAGAAAAAACAGGCAGUUUAACUUACAAAAUGAUAAGACUUUCUAUAUUACUUGUAUAGUAUAGAAAUACAAAGAUGGCUUGCUAAAGCCAUGCGGUCUAAGCUUCAAGCAUCCAGCUUAGACAUCUGUACUGUUUGGGUUCACAUGGUGGAAGAAAAAGGACCCAAAGGGGUUGGUAGCCCUUCCUCCCAAGGCGAGGGGCUGUGACCUAGCUAAGCCUGGCAGGACAAUUUUCCACAAUUGUACCAUCUGUGCACAAGAGGGAAAUAUCAAAAGACUUGGGAGAAAGCCAAGAUUUUCAGAAGUCCCAAAAAGUUGUGGGGGUUUUUUUGGGAGGGGUGACCGACACCUCUAAGUAUAGCCCAACAAGGACUAAGUGCUAUCUGUGAUCAUGGAAUCCUGGCUGGUUGGCAGGGGGAGGAAUGGAAUGAAUUGGAAUGGCUUAAUCUCUGAACAGCAGCUGCAAGCUACACACUGCAACAUUUUGUUGCAGGUCCCACUCGUGUUUGUCUAAUUUGGAUAAUUUGUACUCGGCAGAGAAUCUGUUUUUCUCCGAUGGAGCAGGAUUCUGCCUCCCCCACCCUUGAACACAAUCAAAACUACACACAGGCCCAGCUGAGAUUAUUCUGAGAUGGGCACCCAGCCUAAAUCUGUCUGCUUCAAAGAUGUGUUUCAGUUUGCCUUUCCAGCAAAAUGCUUUUCAUUGUACCUGUGGGGCGUGACCACACAGCAUUGUGCACAAUGCGUUAUCAUUCAUAACUGUACACAUAGUUCUUUGUGGACAGAGGGAAGAUUGUUGCUAUGGCUUUGGUCUAUAAACACAACCCUGUGAAUACAUAUAUGUACUUAAGAGACAAAAAAAAAAAAAGGUCACGGCUGAAGUACUUAUGAUGUAAGGAUGAACUAAACCAAGACAAGCUGCUGUGGACUUUUUUCUGUGGAUCUGUUAAGAAAUUGGGGGUCUGGCAAUUUUUUUUAUCUAAAGCUGACAUCUUUUUCUGUGAGAAGUUGAGAAGAACCUUUGCUCCCAGAAUUUUACAGCUGCUUUUAAGGCAAAGCGUAUUAGAAAUGGAGCAUUUAAUAAAAGAUUGCCCCACCCAAGACUGCUUUUCAUAUGACAAUGGAAGCAGGAAAUUUAAAACUAGCAAAAGCUCCGCCAUAAUGUCAGUAACCCCCUUGCAUGGGGGAUGGGGGAAUUCACAGAACCAAAUAAUGCAAUGCUCCAUUCUCUGUCAUAUUGGGCAAUUAAAAACUUGCUUCUGAAACUUGACAAACUGGUUGGGUAAGGUGCAUUUUUGAGAUUAGAUUUCAACACCAGCAUGCAAGUAUUACUUUAGUGCUUAUACUACAGUAAAUGUUUGUUUUAAUUUUCCAAAAGGAUAGUUUGUCAUCUAACUUCAUUUUGGCUUGCUUGCUGCUAUGGCAGAGCUCUGGCUUGGCUCCAGACUCUGCUCGAGGGAGUGCCCUGGCUCAGUUACUAAGGGAUUUCUCUUCCUCCUGAGACCCUCAAAUGUCUCUGCUCUUUUUCGUCCCUCUCCUAACUGCCAUGCCAUUUCAGUGUUGCUGUCAAUUGCCAAGUGUGGUGUAGUGGUUAAGAGCAGUGGACUCGUAAUCUGGGGAACCGGGUUCGCUUCCCCGCUCCUCCACAUGCAGCUGCUGGGUGACCUUGGGCCAGUCACACUUCUCUGAAGUCUCUCAGCCCCACUCACCUCACAGAGUGUUUGUUCUGGGGGAGGAAGGGAAAGGAGAAUGUUAGCCGCUUUGAGACUCCUUAGGGUAGUGAUCAAGCGGGAUAUCAAAUCCAAACUCUUCUUAUCCCACAUUUCCUCCAAGGAACUCAGGUACCACUUGCGAGGUUCCUUUUCACUGCCACUCUUUUAUCCUCACAACAACCCUGUGAGGUAGGCCAGAGUGAGAGUGGGAGAUUGGCCCAAAAUCACACAGCAAGCUGCGUGGCAGAAUAAGAUUGGAACCUGGGUCUCCUUGGUAGUAGUCCGGCACUCUUGGGCCUUUGUGCAUACCGUACCUUUAAAGCACAUUCAAAGCAUCCUUUCCCGUUAAAUAAUUCGGGGCACUCACAGUUACAGAAACCUGUACCAAACUACAGUGCCCAUAAUUAUUUGAGGGAAAGAAGGUGUUUUAAACACAUAGUGUGCACACGGUCUAACUCUGUGGUGGGGAACCUCCAGGCCAUGAGCCUAAUUAGGUCCACCAGGCCUCCGCAUUUGGCCUUUGAGGCAGUUUAGGCCAAGACUCACCCACCUGCCCAACUGAUGUCAUAUAUGAUGCCAGGGGUGGAGCAAGUAAAGAGUGAGUUGGGCCAAAAAGAGGUGUGCAUAGAACUAUGUGUGGUGCUCUAAGAACAUAAGAAUCGCCUGCUGGAUCAAGCCAAUGGCCCUUCUAAUCCAAUAUCCUGUUCUCACAUUGGCCCCAAUGGGAAGCCUGCAAGCAGGACCUGAGCACAAGCGCCGCUUCCCCUCCUGUGGCUUCCGGCAACUGGGAUUCCAAAGCAUUGCUGCCUCCGUCUCUAGAGUUGGAGCAUAGCCAUCAUGGCUAGUAGCCAUUGAAUUUGGCUAAUCGUCUUUAAACCGCCCUGAGACCCCCCAGGUAUAGGGUGGUAUAUAAAUUCAAUUAAUAAUAAACAAACAAACAAACAAACAAACAAAUAAUGAAAGGAUAAAAUAAAUAAAAUAAAAGGAGCAUCUCCACCCCCAUCGUUCAGCCCGGACACUGAGAUCCAGCGUCGAGGGCCUUCUGGCUGUUCCCUCAUUGCGAGAAGUGAGGUUACAGAGAACCAGACAGAGGGCCUUCUCGGUAGUGGCACCCACCCUGUGGAACACCCUCCCUUCAGAUGUGAAGGAAAUAAGCAGCUAUCUUAUCUUCAAAAGACAUCUGAAGGCAGCCCUGUUCAGGGGAGUUUUUAAUAUUUAAUGCUGUACUGUUUUUAACACUUGAUUGGGAGCCGCCCAGAGUGGCUGGGGAAACUCAGCCAGAUGGGCGGGGUAUAAAUUACUAUUAUUAUUAUUAUGAUUAUUAUUAUUAUUAUUAUAAGUGAUCUAAGUUGGUGGCCAUUAUGUAUUCAUUGGUGGUCUGUGUUUGCCUGAGCUUGAGUCUGGACUAAGGAUUCUGAGCUCCUGUGUUCUGAUUUGAUACAUGAUAUCCAACCACAGAACAUUUCAGGAUUUGGACCUCUGCCAUUGGCCCUUAAACUCUUAGUCAUGAUUCACAGAUUGGAAGUUUAGACAGCCAAUCAACAUUGGGAGGGAGUGGCCCAGGGCUUCAGAAAUGUAUACAAGCAGUUGCUUUGCCCCUGUUGUCUGUUAGUUCAAUCAAGGUUCUUGCUGUUAUCACUGUGUCUUGCCUUGUGGAAACCCACCCACACUUCAGUGGUCACCACCAGCUCCUGUGGGAGCAAGUUCCUUAGUUGAACUGUGCGCUGCGUGAAAAAGUCCUUUCUUUUAUCUGUCCUGUCAGCUUCAUGGGAUGUCCACAAGUUCUAGUGUCAUGAGAGAGGGAGAAAACUUUUUCUCUAUCCACUUUCUUCACUCCGUGCAUAAUUUUAUAAACUCCUAUCAUGUCGCCUCUUAAUUCACCUUUUCUCUAAACUAAAAAGCCCAAAUGCUGUAACCUUUCCUCACGCCACCUUUUUGAUCAUUUUGUUGCCCUUUCCUGAACCUUUGAGUAAUCAGUAGAUUGCCAGGGCUUCCAAGAGCCACUCAGGGCUCCAAGUCAGUGCCAGUGAGCCACAGGACAUCCACGUGCUGCUCUGGGCCUUGUGCCCAUGCAGUUUAAUUUCAAAACUGCAAGGCCAAAGGCAGCCCCACCCACUUGUCAGAUUCCUGUGUUGGAGAUAAAAGUCUGGCCUGCUUCAGAUAAUGCAUACUGAAUGCAGGUAUGGGAAACUUUUGGCCCUCCAGUUGUUGCUGAACUACAACUCCCAUCACCCCUGGCCAUUGGCCAUGCUUGUUGGGGCCUCUGGGAGUUGUAGUUCAGCAACAGCUGGAGGGCCAAAGGUUCCUCACACCUGAAUACUUUAGUGUGUCCGCCACACACACAGCCGAAGUAGCUAUUGUUACAGCUUUAAUUUACACUUGGUAUUUUGUUAGCCAGUAAUCAAGAUAUCUUAUAAACAUCAUAUCACUACUAACAUUUUUUUGUUCCCUCCCCUCCCCAUUUCAGGAGUUUUAAAUUACCUAAAAGAGACUUUUACUCACACUCCAAGUUACGACAUGAGCCCUGCCAUGCUGAGUGUGCUGGUCAAGAUGAUGUUGGCUCAGGCUCAGGAAUGUGACUUUGAGCAGAUUUGCCUUCCCGGAAUACAAAAUGAAUUUUUCACACUUGUGAAAAUGGCCCAGGAAGUGGCAAAGGUAGGUGACAAGGUGAAGGUCCUAUUCACAUAGGCAUGCUUUUAUUAUUUGACUAUGGCAUGUCUGAACUAGCCAUCGUAGAAUCAUAACUGUAGAACUUUCAUAUAAUCUUAUGUCAAUAUGAAUGGAAUACUUUUUUUUAAAAUGGAAACAUAGGAACACACAGUAUACAGUCAUAACAUUGGUCCAUCUAACUCAGUAUUGUCCACACUGGCUGGCAGCAGCUCUCCAAGGUUGCAGAUAGGGCUGGGAAUGUCCCCUAUCUGAAUCUCCCUUGAACCAAACUGGAGCCUCCUGCAUGCAAAGCAGACAGCCACUCUCCUGGAAAGUUGCUCUCAGAGCAAAUUACAUACAGUCAGUUAAAAACAAGGCAGUUCUUCCCCACAGGUUUGCAAUGUAAAAAAGAUGUGAAGCAGAAGGAAGAGGAAAUGGGGAGGGAAGAGGAAAAGGCAAGCUCAGGCACAAUUUUUAAAAGUUUUAAAGUAUUUCUUAUAAUGAAAUGGAAUUGGAAUGGGGACAGUUCAAGGACAGGAGGAGUCUGAUGGGGUCCAUCAGGUGGAAUGGGUCCUGCCUCCCAUCUCUCCCACUGCUGGAAUUGACUUGCAAACAAUUGUUCUACCGCCAGCCAAACUUUUAAAAGAGCGGGGGGGGGGGGGGAGUUGGGCAUGCACAUUCCAGCUGGGAAUCUCACCCUGCCUACCUUGGGAUUCUCAGAAAAAGAAGGCUCCUCCUCAGAAUUCGAAACAGGCAGAGGAAGGUUGCCAGGGAGUGCAUGAAUUGCGCCUGAGAGAAAUUGGCUUUGAUGACCAAACUGCAUAACCUGGUGAGCAAAUAAAGUACCUCAGUUUGCAGCGGCCAACGAAGGUCAUGGAGCACAUGACUUAAAGCUGCCUCUGCAGACUUUGGCUUGCAAAUGCUAAGUUCCAGUGGCAUGGUUGCAAGCAAGACCUAAAUCCAGAUUUUAAUCUAGCUCUUCAGAAACAAGUGCAUGUUGAUUAAAUUAGCCAUCUGCCAACAGUUCUUCUCAUUAAGGCAACUGAAAGAUUGCCUACCAAUUAUGCAACCCCCAUUAUAGCAGGUAGAUUACUUGAAGCACAUUCAAAGCACUUUCUUUCCCACAAAGAAUUCUGGGCACUGUAGUUUGUGAAGGGUUGCUGGGAGAAUUGUAAUUCUGUGAGAGGGAAACUAGAGUGCCCAGAAUUGUUUGAAGGGAUGGAAAGUGCUUAUGUGCUUUAAAUGUAUAGUUUCUACACAGUAUAUUCCACAGUAUAAAGGACUCAGACAGUGCCCUUUCAUAGUCAAGAUAAUUCAGAUUACACUAAGAAUGUGAAAUUUUACAUUCAUUAGAAAACAAAUAAGUUUCUACUGUUCCCUCUUUUUUUAAAAACUCCCUGGCUGGUAAUGAGAGAAUGUGGACAGUGUGGGUUCAAGGUUCAGUAACAGAGCACAUGCUUUGCAUGGAGAAGAUACCUGGUUCUGUCCUCUAGUUCAGUGCCUUAUUCUCUCAUGGGGAACCUUCGGGGGGGGGGGCACAUGUCAGUGGUGGUUGGGGCCAGAGGCCAAAGUGGGUGGAACAAGGGGUGUGACUUUUCCCUUUGUAUGGUUGUCUACAUUACAGGCUUUGCAAAAGUCAAAGGUUUCUACACACAGAGAGACACACACACGUCCAUCCUUCAUCAAAGGCAAACAAAAGGCAUUGUUGUAGUUGCAGGAUGCAUUCCAGCCAAGAAAAAGCACUUGAGGAAGGUGCAGAGCAGGGCUGGUGAAGGGGGCGUGAUCAAAGGAGAACCCCCGAGGCUGGAUAAAGUGCCCCAGAGGGCCACAUUUCAACUCCACUCAGGCCUGGGGUUCUCCCCUCCCCAUCUACACAAGUUGAAAGAUCAGGCAAGGGGCAAGACCUGUGCCAGAGACCCUGAAGAGGUGUCAUGGCAGAUGGACCUGGCAUGAAGCAGUUUCCUGUGCAAAACCUGGUGUUUUAAGGAGGCAGGACAAGAGGCAAAGUUUUGACUCAGAGCAAGAAUAGUGGAUUGUGUAGUACCACAGUGGCUGUUACUCCCAAACCCUCCUGGAUCUUAAGGCAUUGCUGGGUGGGACCUCCCUGGUCCCAACAGGCAACAUCCAGAGAUGCUCCUGCAGUAGCUGAAGGGAUUUCUGCUUAGGCCAGGGGGUGGGGUGCACUAACCAAUUCCCAUGGAUUUCCUUUCUGCUGCUGUACAUGCACACAACAUCACACAUUGCUCUUGAGGGUCCCCCAAAACCUCAUCAGGAAGGAAAAGGCAAGAAAGCUUGAGUGGAACUCUGCUUGCGCUUCUCAGGGUCCACGGCAGAUUUCAUCCAGUGAGGAGGCCUUAGACUGUUGCUUUUCCUGUUUCAUUUAAAGUCACUCUUCUUGCUUCAGCCAUUCAGCUUCCACACUCACAUGGGUGAGUGCAUGUGGAGAAAACACCAAUGGUUCACAGUUUUUGUUUUGAAUCCUUCCUAAUUUCUACCUUUCCAGCCUACAAAUCCUCCUAGGUGUGCACACCCUAUUGACUAUCCGCAAAUGGUUGGCAUUACCCACAGAUGACUGAGCUUUUAAUGACAAGGAAAAUGUCUGAGUUGGACUUUGUGCUUUUGUUUUCAGGUUGGAGAAACAUACAUGCUUGUUAACACAGCAAUGAGUCAAGCACCAGUCAAGGAGAACAUCCCUUAUUCCUGGUCAAAACUGGCUCAAGUCAAAUCGGACCAUUUCAGAGCGUUGGCACAUUAUUUUGUUGCAACAAUUUUGAGUGAUCACCAACGUAAGUCAGGUUUUGUAUUCAUUCGCUUCUUUACCUACCCAGAGUGCUUUGUUUCAGCAAAUGGCACAAGCCAAGAAACAUGGGAGGAGCUGGUGUUAGACUUGUGUGUGUUAAACUAUGGAGCUUGCUCCCAUAGGAAGCAGUGAUGGCCACCAACUUGGAUGGCUUUAAAAGAGGAUUAGACAAAUUAAUGGAGGAGGAGAAGGCUAUUGAUGGCUGCUAGCCAUGAUGACUGUUUUCGGCCUCCACAGUUGGAGGUAGCAAUGCUUCUGAAUACCAGUUGUUGAAAACCACAGGAGAUGAGAGUGUUGCUCUUGUGCUCGAAUCCUGCUUGCUGGUUUCCCACAGACAACUGUUCAGCCACUGUGGGAACAGGAUGUUGCACGAGAUGGGCCAUUGUCUUGAUCUAGCAGGCUCUUAUGUGGUAGCCCAGCAGACGUCUUGGACACUCUUAAGCCAGCAUUCCCACGCCUGAUGCCCUCCAGAUCUUUUGGACUACAGUUGACAUCACCCCUGGCCAUGCUGGCUGGGGCUGAUGGGAGUUGUAGUCAAAAACACCAGGAGGUCAUCAGGGUGGGGAAGACUAGUCUUUUUAUGACACACUGCACAAAAUAUGGUUUCUCUGAUCAAGGAGGAAGCUCUACUUUGUCUCCCACCAAAGGCAGAGACACGGUUGUUGGGAAGGGGAGAGAGACAGAGAGGGCGGGGACUUCUCAGUGACUGUGCCAAUAUUGUGGUACACCUUAUCCCGCAAGGCUUAUUUGAUGAUCUUCUGCUGGCUAGUGAAAGUCCUUUUUGUUCCAUUAGGCUUUUGCCUUGCCAGGGAAUCAGUAGCUUUGAAGCAUAGCAUGCUGGGCCUCUCUCUCUCGCAUUUUGUAGUAAGAAUCUGUUUGCUAUUAUGAUUGCGUUUUUAACUGCUGGUAGCUAACCUGAAUGAUGCUUAUGCAUUUGGAUGAGAAAUAAAUUCAUGUAUUUAUAUAUGAAUAAAUGAAUAAAAUAAAAUAAGUUACAGGUGCUUAUACUUGGUUACAGCAGGCAUUUGAAUGCAAUAAUGUCCCCUUUUUUCACGGAUGAAAUGUAGGAUAUUUUGAUCAGCAAAAUAAAAGCCUCUUUUUAAUUCUUCCAAACUGCAUGCAUGUAUGUGUGUGUGGUAGGGAUGGAGUCAGGUUGUUGUCUGAGGAUCAUAUCACCCUUGUCCAGAAAAAACAACAACCCCCCCCAAAAAAAAACAUGGACACAGCCUUUUAAUAACUUUGGCAUUCCCCAUCUGGAAAAUUGGUUUCCUUGUCUGUUUAAGAACUUAAGAGCAUAACACUAGCCUGUUGGAUCAGGCCAAUGGUCCAUCAAGUGUAGCAUCUUAUUCUCAUGGUGGCCAACCAGAUGCUUGCUUGAUGUAGUUUUGGACAGCCUGAUGAAAGAAAUGGGAGGAAUUACUUAGCCAGCACAUGCAGACUUGAGAAGGACACAACUAUUAUUAUAUCAUGUAUGCAAAUUACAUCACUAACAAACCUGCCAAUUGCUAAGGUUGGCUGGUGAUGAUUCAGUGGUACCACCUACCAAUUUAUUUAGGGUGGGUAAAAAGAUACCCUAAUGGUCCAGCUUAAGAAGAGUGUAUUAUUUGUGUAUCUUAAUAUGCACCUUAUGCUAGAGAAAUUAUCCUUUUGUGCUCUGCCAUUUCUUCUCCUCUAAUUUCAAAAAUGGUGCUCUGUAAACUUUGUGUGUUUGAUACUUGCCAUACCCCACCUGGUAUGUGGUCCCCAGACCUUUGGACAAGGGGAAAUGUGGCCCUCUGGCUGGGGACAUUCUCCAUACUUGAUCUAAAAAUCUGCUACAUAUGGCAGUAAAUCUUAAACUAAACAAUAAAAUUGCACUUUGGUAGAGCUCAAGUUCCCUUGCCCUCUAUUUCCUUGUUAUUCUGCAAUUAGCUAAUGUUUGCAAACAGGUUUGAAGACGGAAGGUGUGCUUUUUUUUAACAUUCUGAGUAAAGUAGCCUUGGUGAGCAUGCCAUGACAUUCAGGCAUCUGUCAGCAAAACGAGCCUAUGAAGAAUCCAAAAUAAUGUAAAGAGUAGUCCACUUAAACAGGUUUUAGAGAUUGUUGUUCAUGUUUUCAGGCCACACCUUCACUUAGCAGACCUUGAGGCAUCUCAACCAGACGGAAAUGAAAGUAAACCUGUAUUUAUCCUCUCUUUCAUGUGCAUUUGUUUACACCAUUCUAGUGCGCCAGAAUGAUGAUGAAGACCAACAGGAAAAGGCUUUUUCCCAGCUGUAUGACCACAUGCCGGAAGGACUGACCCCUUUGGCUGUUUUGCGGGACCGAGUUCAGCGGAAACAACUUGGUGAGGGCAAGCUUCCUUAUCUUGGCUCAGUCCAGACAUUGCCUCAAACCAGGGCUUUCACUAACCCUGGUUUAGAACCAAAAAUCAUGGAUUGAACAGCCAGACAUGCAGGCAGAUUCUGAUCUUUGCUUCAGCCACCUUCCCAUUCCUCCCCAAACUGGUGCAAUUUGAUACAGCCACCCCACCCGUUCUCAGUAAGACUUGUCCACAUGGCUCUGCUGCCUUCGGUGGGGAGGUUGAUGACUGAAGGUGUGGAGGGACAGAGGAGGAACCUGAUUAUGCCACUCACAGCUAGCCAGAUCCUCAUGUCCACUUGUGAGUCACAAAAGGGAUCAUUACCUGUGUCCCCCAUUUCCCCAAGCACUGAGAUGCCCCGGGGCAGCGUUACCCACCUAGGAGCACAAAGAAUAAUUUUACUAGAAAUUAAUUGAUUUCUAACCUUUUGAAGGCAAGGUGGGAUGUAGAUGCAAAAAUUAAAUAAACAAAAACUUGGACAGCAUUCAUAACCAUAUAUCUGAAGGCCGAAGAAAGAGCAGUAGAUGUUGGAUGUUUUCAGGUGAGAUAGUGAUAGGAUGCCAUGUGUCCUGCCUUACCCUUGCCUGAAGAUAGCAGGUAACCUAUUUCCGUAGGAAGUAAUGAUUUAAAAAGGGCUCCUCUGUUGAACAUGCUCCUGUGACAGGAGCAUCUGUGAUGGCUAAGCUCUCAAGCACCAUAUGCACAUGGCUCCCAUAUCACCUCAAACACGAGGGAUUGUUUUGCUCUUCCAUACAGCUGGGAAGAGUGAAUCCAGGCAUGUGUGUGUGUACGUGCUUUGCUGUGACCAGCAAGUCAGGCCUUUAAAUUUCAGAAGAUCCCAUGUUCCUGCCCUCACUGAAACAAUCCUUACGAUUGCAUGCCGGUCUUUGAAAUGUCUUCUGCAAAGCUUGUUCAGUUUUGCUAAGGAUUGUGGGAGUUGGGUGUUUGACCACAGCAGCUAGGCUUCUGGUUGUGAUGGGGCCAAUCUACAUUGACAUUUAUGGAACAUGAAGUGGCGGGGAGCGGGGAGUAUAUUUUAGGAGCUAACCCUUGUGUUAUGGUCCUGUAUAUUUGCUUUCCCCAGCAAAAGCUCACCUGCGGAGAGCCAUUGUUCAUCAUGAAGAAGCCUUGAGGGUUUGUGGCUUGUGCAAAAAGCUCCGGAAUAUUGAGGUGCUCCAGGAAAUCCUGUCAGUUGCCCACAAGCGGUCCCUUCUCAAAUAUUCACAGCAGGAGCAGGAAGAUGACUUUUCGAGUUUGCUGCAGGCUCCAGAUAUCCUCUGUAAGUCCUUUAUAGUCCGGGGUGCCCCGGAAUCGAAUCCCUUCCAUGUACUGUUUCUAUUUUAUCUGAAAGCCGCCUUGAAUCCCUGUCAGGGAAAAAGGCAGGAUUUAAAUAAGCAUCAGCAGCAUCAGCAAGCGGGAGCUUUAGCUCUUGAACUGCUGGCUGAGAAGGGCCUCGCCCAAAUCUUGUGUCGGCCCAGGACCCACUAGGCAGGGGGAGAGGGAAGUUCUUGGCAUGCUAAUUUUGUUAGUUUACUUCUUAUACCGCUCUUCAAAUAAAUGGCACCAGGGUGGUUUAGAAAAACUAUAUCACAAUCUCACUUCAAAAAAACUGAUCAAAAGAAAGCCAAGCUUGUUCUGAAAACCAGGAGCAAAAAAAAUACUAAAAGAAAAGGAUAAUUCCCAACAAUAUGACAGCAAAACCAGUUGUUUUCAGCUUCAUUAUAAAUGGCUUUGUUAUUGGGUGACCUCUAAUGCUGUAAAUAAUAAAUAAAUGCCUCAACGUCGUGAGGAAGGGGGCGAAACAAGCCUUCUGUGGAAGGGAGCUCCAAAGCACCCAGAUAGCCUUGCUUCUGGUAGAAGCUGCUCUGUCUUCCUGACAAGAUGGAGGCUUAAUUGGGGCCUUAGCAACCUCAGAGGGUUGUUGUGAAGAUAAAAUGGGGGCUGGGUGGGAAAGUGAUGUGUGCUGCUCUGCACUCCUUGCCAAAAGUGUGUAUGUGGGGGAAAUAAUAAUACUAAGUUUUGUUUUGUUUUUUUAUAGCUAAGACAGACCAUAAAAUAGAAGCGGUUGCCCCUCUGUUCUCCAAGGUCAAAGUCAAAGACUUCUUUGAGAGGCUGGUAUGUAUGAAGCAACCUUGCCAGUUCCUGUUUGCUCAGGUGCCCCUCUGUAAUUUUGCUUCUAAUGAAUGCAAAUUCAUUUUCUUGUUAAAGGGAAAUUCACUAUGUCUGCAGUUAAUAGAGCUCAUUAAGGGAAGCUUUUCAAAUUGCAUACAUUAAACCCUUGCAACUAGCAGUGGAGACUGUACUUCUGUGAUCUGAAUACAGAAUUAGCUUUCUGUUCAGAUCCUCGUCCCAAGUCAGGGUUCUGCCAGUUUAGCCAGACCUAGUCGGGAUCUGUUGACUUGUCAGGUGCGUUGAGGUACAUGUCUGUUUAGUCUGGACUAUAGAUUUGUGUGUGUUGUUAAUGUGGAUUAAGCUAUUUGUGUUUACAUGUGCACGCACACCACCAUGAACCACUUGGAUUAAGAGGGGUAAAAAGUAAAAUUUGCUUUUUCUCUUGGAUCCUCAUUGACAGUCUGAUGCAGACAGAGCAUUUCCUGGUACCUAUUGUUAAGACAUUAGCAACACCCCUCAGGCUUGAGCGCUCCUCUCCUGCCGUCCUUGGCCUUGUGUACACCUUCCUCUUAAGAACAUAAAAGAACCUGCUGGAUCUGGCCAAAGGCUCAUCCGGUCCAGCAUUUGGUUCUCACAGUGGCCAACUUUGGAAAUUCUGAAAUAAGGACCUGAGUGUAACAGCACUCUCCCCGCUUGCAGUUUCUGGGAACUGGUACCUUCACAGCUUUAACUAUGGCUUAUUCAUUAUUGUUAAUGUUAACUAUGGUUUAGCAGAGUAGUCAGCAGAAUGCGUAACAUUGGACCUAAUUGAUCAAAUGGCCAUACAUCUGUACCAGGCCUAAGAAAAUAUUAUUUAGGUUUUAUUUAUUAAAUUUAUAUCCUACCCAUCCUCCCAAAAGAGCUCAGGGCGGCAUAAAUGUCAUAAAAAUUGCAAGGACAUUUCUAGGUAAUAUGAAAGAGGAGAGAAAAAGAGGGAGGAUGGUCAUGUGUAGUGGAGGCUGUUCCACUGGGGCUAGUGAAGCACUGCCCCACCAGCUUCAGUGUACCCUCAGCCAGCCUGCACCUGCCUGCCUUCUGACUUGACUUAACAAGGCCAGGGGGUGGUUCCCACAUAGAACUCAGCAGGAAGGAGGAGGCUGGGGGCAAGACUAGAAUGAGUUGGCUCUGGCGCCACCUAGUGUUGGGCUCCCUGCCUUCUGCCCCACCAGUCUCAAUGGGCACCAGCCACCAUUGCCCCCCACAUGCGGUGGAGAGUUUCUAUGGCUCAUCUUAACAUUUGCAGAUCACCGAGGAUAAUGGUCCAUACUGCUCUUCCUCUUUCAGGGUCCGCUGACGGUCUUUUCAGCAAAGCAGAGGUGGACUGCUCCUCGCACUGUCCGUUUCCAGUGUGAAGCUGAGGGUCUGGGGUUUACCUUGAAAGGAGGCCCCCCAGUGCAUGUUUACUGCCUGGAUCCAGAUUGCCCUGCAUCAGUAAGUAGGACUCUCCCUAUGCUGCGUUCCACUGGCUUUACAGGGCUCUGUGGGAAAGCUUCACUGCACACUGGGACCUUCCACGUUUGGUGUAGAGGGUAUCGCAUUAAUUUCAGCAAAAUUUUCAGAGUUAAAGAUUAGCAAAAGCUGAACCUUCCCUCUCUUGCACAGCUGUUCAGUUUCCCCUUACAGCAGGGGUAGGAAGGCCUGAGGCAAAAAAUUAAAAACCUGUUCUCCUGUACCUUGAGGUCUUGCUCGCAACAGCAGGCCUGUGAAGUGGGUGGGUCAAUGGGGGCAGAUUCUGUGUCAGGUAUGGACAAGGUGAAGUUGGGGCACAGCCUUGGAAGGGGAUAAGAAAGAGAAAGAGCAGCAGGUGGAGAGAAAAGGCUAGGUGUUCUUCAAUGGGGCUUCCUUCCCAGUUUAUAUGUACAUAGGAUUGCAUACCUGUGACUUUAAUUAUGAUUAUCCUUCACUGUGAGAGGCAGCAUUCUCUGGGUUAGGCAGCACCUGACCACUCACAUACUGUUUGCCAUAUAUGGGAAGGAAAUAUUUCCAGAGAAUGUUACCUGGGGCCGCUCUGGACAGGGGCUUUUCUGCUGGUAUCUUCUGCGACAUCUUUUUGACGCAGUAAUGAUACACUAGUAGUGGACUUAACCUGCUUCAGCAGUUCUGCAAUACUUCUCCAAAGUUACCACAUUAUUGCUGUCUGGAGGACGAAACAAAAAACCCCCAAACCCCAGAAAAUUUGUUAUAUUUGACACGGAUUUUUAGCAGGAAGUUAUAGAAUCUGUAACAAAAUGAAGCCCCAAAAGAUUUGCAUGUGCAAACAGAAUUGAAAAUAGGAUUGUGUAUGACUGUCCUGAUAGCAUCAUGAGCAUGAAGCAUCAAAGAUAUACGCAAUAAAAAGGAUGUCCAGAGGGGCCCAUGUUGCUUUCUGCCCAAUCUCAGCUGAUACUAAGAUGCACCCAUUGAUCCUAAGUUGGCAGGUCUGAAAGAAGGAGACUGUGUCGUUUCCAUUGAAGGCGUGGAUUGCAAAUGGCUGGGAGUGAGUGAGGUCUUGGAAAAAUUGAGAAAUGUCAGCAGGCAAGAGACUGAGAUCCAGGUCAUCAGCUGCCAAGAUAACACAGUGUCCAUGGUAAGUAAAGAGGUAACUCUCAAAUAUGAGCUGGGAACCUACAACAAAGCGUUGCCACCUGGAGUGCUCUUGUUGAAGGCACUAGGCAGCCAUUCCCUUUCUAAGGAUACUCCAUUCCAUUCUCCUUCUCCCUCCCCCACAAAAAAAGGCCUGCCAGCAUUCCAUGCCCACUCAAUAUACUCUGUCUGGGCGAGGAGCUAUGAUUGUUUCCCUCUAAAGUUGUUUUUCUAUUCUGUAGGCUUCAUGUUGGUUUUGGAUGUUUUCUAAAUCUAGGAACUAGGGAAAGGAUUUCACCUUUUCUCAGCAGUCUCCGUGCUAACUAGACUAGUAUUAAAUUCUUAUUUUUUCCAAAGUUGCUGCUAGUGAUCUGUCCAAGUAUAUGUUUCACGAAUUUAACGCUGAGCAUAUAGCCCUUUUCAAAAGCAGGCAGCCCUGGACAAAUUGCCUUCUUACAAAACAUGCUUCCCCCUAUGAGUCUUUCCAGACCUAACAAGCAAAGUUCAGUGGUCUAGAUUGGCCUGUGUCCAUCAUGGAAUAUAAUUAAUGCUGAAGAAUGGCAAAAUCUGUCUCAGCAAAUGGUUCACACACUGCAUGCCCUUUUGUUGUCUUCCAAAUGUUGACCCAUCAUGGAUGACUGAUUAUUAAUAUUUUUUAUGCUCUUUCCCUCCUAGCAUAACAAAAGUGCAACUUAUUCUGCAGGAAUGCAGAAAACAUACUCUCUGAUUUGUUUGGCUAUGGAAGAAGAUAAAAUAGAUAAGACCAAGAAGGUGGCUCCUAAACUUUCCUUUUUGAGUUGGGGAACGAAGAACAGAAAAAAAGCAGCCAGCACACUCUGCCUGCCUUCCGCUGUGCCUGGAAGCACCCCAACCAAGAAGAAACUUGUCUCGCCUUUCACACUCUUGAGUACGGACAGCUCCUUGUACUAGGACUUGAAAAGAGAGGCUUAUUCUUGCUGGAAAGGUUCCCUGAAUGCAUGUGCCAUAAAUCUGAAAUGUAGCCCUUUUGUGAAUCUGGAGUAAGCCCAGAGUUACAGCACUGCCAGCUGACAUCUGGCCCACCCUACAUGGUUUUUAAGGAUCCUGCGCUGCCACUGUUGGAGAAGCACAGCAUUGUCAUCAGGAGAGAUUUGGGAGUCCUUUCGCUUGAAAAGAAAAUUCCGUAUGUUGCUACCAGACUACAAGUGAGAUUCCUGUCUGGGUUUCUGUCCUAGUUAUUAUUUGUCCAGCAAAACUAUAGACAUAGUUGUUUAUAGCAUGCAGUAUAAGCUGCAAAGACUUAUGAAGGAUUUUUAAAAAUGUCAUUGUAUAUAGCAGGGGCAAGUUCAUGACACGAUACCGAUACCGGUGAUGAACAGCAAUUUUAAACGAAGGCUGAUUGAAUGUCCGCUUUAGACUGGCAGAGGAAGGAAAACAAUUGCUUGCAAAAAUGCCAUAGAGUUAGGGGCAGUUCUCCUGUCGCUGUACAUUGAUGUGGAGCCAUUGAAGUCCAGCAAAGAUUACAGGGGAGGCUGAUGUGGUGGCCCUCCAGAUAAUCUCUGACCAUAAUCCCUAAUCACUGGCCAAGAUGGUGGAAACAACUGGGGGUCCCCAAAUACCAGGGGUGCAGCAGGUUCCCCCAUCCCUUGGUUAAGUUAAUAAGCAGGUGCUCGUGCGCUGUCUGCCCAAAGUUUCAGAGCAUUGUGGGAAAUUAAAAUGGCAACAGUUCAGUGCCAAUCAGAGUGGCCACCCACUGCUAGGACUUGUCAAUUUAGGAGGGGGGGCUCAUCUGAGAGCACUUUGUCAAAGGUCCCCUCAAACUUGGGAGAUGGUCCCCGUUAUGGACAGAAAAAAGCCUGCUGGAUCAGGCCAGUGGCCCAUCUAGUCCAGCAUCCUGUUCUCACAGUUGCUUGUGGGAAACCAGCAAGCAGGAUUCGAACACAAGAGGCUUCUCCCCUCUUAUGGUUUCUAGCAACUGGUAUUCAGAAGCAUUGCUGCUUCCAACUGUGGAGGGCAGAGCAUAUCCGUUGUGGCUAGCAACCAUUGAUAGCCCUCUCUUCCAUGAAGUUACACGAAUUGAAACCAGUGGUGGGGAACCUCUGGCCCUCCAGAUGUGGAGUCCAACAUUACAGCGCCACCACAGGAUAGACCCACAGCAAUGCAUCUUCCAUGGUGCUGCUAUGUAAUGUGCAGAGGGCAUUGAGUAUACCUUUCACAAACACGGUUUAGCAGUCCUAAUAUUUCAGAAUUGCAUGAUAUGCUGUAGGUUCUUUACCUCUGUGAAGCCGAAUAAUAACUGUAAAUAUGGCAGUUUGUGGUGUCAUUUUAAACUAUCCGGGUUAUAUAUUGCUACAGAUGUUAAAGAUAGGAAGGGGCAAUAAAAAAAUCGCUUUUGGCCUGGAUCAAGCUCACACCAUUAUAAAAACGUAUAGUUCAGUUACAGCAGAGCUGGGGAAGUGGUGACCUUCCAGAUUGUGUUGGAAUCCAGCAUCAGAACCAGUUAGCAGGCCCGCUGGUUGGGGAUUUUGUGACUGGUAGUUCAGCAACAUCUGGAGGGUCACAGCCCCCACCCCAAGCUGCAGCUUCCAUAGUGCCACUGUAUUUGGAGUAAUAUUCCAAAGCGCUUCCAAUGUAAUUAACAGUGCCUUAAAGAGAAAUUUAGGGAUUCACCAGUGACUUAGGAACUCAGCCAGCUGGUAAAUGUGAUCUCUCCCCCACCCCGUAAUUUUGUGUUUUAUUGCUGCUAUAACUUCUGUUCAUUGUAAAGUUGCAGGUUGCUAACACAGUUGUGUUAGACUGAAAUAUUGUCUACAGGGUAGAUCUUACGAUGUUUGGUCAAUACAGAUUAAGCGGAUGAAAUCCUAACUCCAUCUGAGCUCCUGCUUUGGGUUGCGCUGGAGUUCAGAUUGCUUCUGCUGAUUUGAAAUUUUAGAAAAUGUUUCAAGUGGAAAGUUUUUGGAAAAUCUGGACCACUAACUUUGUAUUAACUCAUGAUUCUUCUUAGGCUUUUGUGUUUAUACAUGGUAGGGUGUAAAUAUAUAAAUUUUAAAAGAUUUUAUUUAAGAAUGAGUCCUGCAGGUGAAUUCUGCUGAGGAACAACUUAUUUUCCAUUUGAAUAUGAACAGUAUGAUACAGUUUCAAUUCUGAUUGACUGUUGACAUUUGUUUAGAAUGCAGAUUUAAAACAACUUGCUUCAUAAUGAUCCUUCUGUGAAAGGAAAAAUCAUAAAUAGCAGCUGCUGCUAUUGUUUUUUGUUGUUGUGCAAUAUCUGAAUUAACACUGUGGAAUCAAUCCUGUCCAUUAAUAAAAUAUGUGUAGCAAGUCAUGC